Portunus trituberculatus (swimming crab) is the source of this 516-nucleotide messenger RNA. RefSeq names its product centromere protein X-like. Gene Ontology annotation, cellular component: Fanconi anaemia nuclear complex; FANCM-MHF complex. Gene Ontology annotation, molecular function: protein heterodimerization activity. The transcript is spliced from 4 exons. The record is from RefSeq and is a predicted model, not a curated record. Gene Ontology annotation, biological process: DNA repair; kinetochore assembly; resolution of meiotic recombination intermediates. Lineage: Eukaryota; Metazoa; Arthropoda; Malacostraca; Decapoda; Portunidae. The coding region runs from base 182 to 409 and encodes 75 amino acids.
GCUAGAGGCAUGGCGCUGCAGCUGACAGCGGCAGGCUCUUGUAAACACAUAACAUAACUCCCGAACUCUCUUCAACCACUGUCUAUCAGCAACGCGCACGUUAAUUCUUCUCAUUCCUCUUCACGUGCAUGUCACAGCUUGACAUAGCGCCAACGGUGAGCAGCCGCAUGCUGACGCCACCAUGAACUUUAGUGACAAACUAAUAUUUGAGUUCCUGAAGUCAUCCUUUGAGGACAGCAAGACCAGAGUAAAUCCCAAUGUCACAGUGCUGGUUGGUGAGAUAAUGAGACUGCUGACCACAGAAGGUGCCAUGCGAGCUGCUCACCAAGCUAAGCAAGAAGGAUCCGACACAGUCACGGUGGAACACCUUGAAAAAAUACUCUCGCAAUUGUUGUUGGACUUUUUGUGAUUUCCAAAGUGAUGGUAACAGAUGACAACUUGAACACCAAUGAGGAAUAAUCGAGCUGCUGCAAUAUAUUUCAAUAUUCUACUAUUAUAAUAAAUUAUUAUAGAUUA